Messenger RNA from Ricinus communis (castor bean), 1096 nucleotides. Its product is annotated as lipid phosphate phosphatase epsilon 2, chloroplastic. Lineage: Eukaryota; Viridiplantae; Streptophyta; Magnoliopsida; Malpighiales; Euphorbiaceae. The transcript is spliced from 4 exons. Gene Ontology annotation, molecular function: dolichyldiphosphatase activity. Gene Ontology annotation, biological process: protein N-linked glycosylation; lipid biosynthetic process. Gene Ontology annotation, cellular component: endoplasmic reticulum membrane; intracellular membrane-bounded organelle. The coding region runs from base 158 to 1021 and encodes 287 amino acids. The record is from RefSeq and is a predicted model, not a curated record.
GUUUAGAGGAAGAUUCCCAAUCUGGGGUUUCAUGCAUUAGCAAUUGAUCCCAUAUUUGGAGUUUCCUCCACCAGUUGUUAACUAUAGAAGGGUGACAAUCAAAUAAUCAAUUCAUUGAAGGAAAAAUAAUACAGAUAAAGAGCCAUCAAUCCUCCUCAUGUUCCCUUUUCAGAUGGCUCUUGCGAUCUCUACAAGUUCCCUUUUCCUCCACAAAAUGGUAGCAAAAAGGGCCAUUGUGUGCGAACCCACCUUCACUUCUCCUUUGGAGCAUGAUUAUGGAAAACCCACUUCACUUCUACACUAUCCAGCUUCAAAAUUGGUGUCCUUUAAAUCCAGCAUAGCCAUGUCAAAAGUGAAGACCAGCGCAGGGUUGGUGAAAACGUCCGCUUUUGGGAGGGGAGACAAUGAGAGGAGUGUGACAGUGUUUCCACACGAAGCUCUUCUUCAGAAACCUACUGAGUUUCCUUCUGUAUUCCCAGCUGAGGAAUUUGAUGUUGCUCUCAAUAGCCUGAGCAAGUGGCUUGUACUUGUAUCGUUUGUAGCUGUUCUUCUAUGGAGGAAUGAUGCCAAAUCCUUAAGAGCUGCUAUGGGGUCUCUUGUAAAUUUCAUCCUCUGCGUAGCACUCAAAAAGAUAUUCAACCAGCAACGACCCAUUUCAGCCUUGAAAUCUGACCCUGGGAUGCCAUCUUCGCAUGCACAAUCCAUCUUCUACAUUUUUGUGGUUUCUGUUUUGUCAAUCAUGGAAAGACUCGGAGUAAAUGAAUUUACAUUGAUCAUGAGUUUACUGGCAUUGGCAUGCAGUUCAUAUCUUUGUUGGCUGCGGGUUUCACAACGAUUCCACACAAUGAGCCAAGUGGUUGUUGGCGGUGCUGUUGGUUCCAUUUUCUCCAUUUUAUGGUGUUGGACAUGGGAUGCUACAGUGCUGGAUGCUUUCAUUUGCUGUUGGUGGGUUCGUGCAAUUGUUAUGCUGGGAGCUGCUACGUUUUCUCUAGGCUUUCUUUCACAUGUAAUUCUUCAUUGACUUGUUCAUAAGUAAUGAACUUUGUAGCCAUGUAUAUAUGUAAACACUAAUCCUUGAGCCUGAAAAAUCACUACG